Molecule: messenger RNA, 2140 nt
Organism: Acipenser ruthenus (sterlet)
Lineage: Eukaryota; Metazoa; Chordata; Actinopteri; Acipenseriformes; Acipenseridae
Product: protein LSM14 homolog B-B-like
Exons: 9
Coding region: 146-1282 (378 amino acids)
Molecular function (GO): mRNA binding
Source: RefSeq, a predicted model, not a curated record
UUAUGGAGGCGGGUGGCCGCUCACUUGCCAAGCAACGAGAGACGGCGUAGUGGGUAGUAGUAGCUGGCUCACAAAAAUAAAAGCCUUAAAAUAGAGAAGGAACAACGGGAUUCAAAAUUAAGAUUUUGUUGUUUAUAAACCGGCCAUGAGCUCCGGAACCCCAUAUAUCGGCAGUAAAAUCAGCCUGAUAUCCAAGGCCCAGAUUCGGUAUGAAGGUAUUUUGUACACCAUCGACACCGACAACUCGACGGUGGCGCUAGCAAAAGUUAGAUCUUUUGGAACGGAGGGACGGCCCACUGAAAGGCCGGUGCCUCCUAGAGACGAUAUAUAUGAAUACAUAAUAUUUCGAGGAAGCGACAUCAAAGAUAUAACUGUUUGCGAGCCUCCGAAACACCACCAUGGCCUGCCUCAGGAUCCUGCAAUUGUUCAGUCCUCCCUUAGCAGUGCAUCAGCUUCCUACCACCAGCCCCAGGUUUCCUACAGUCCAUACCGGGGCAUGUCCUCCUACAGCCAGCUCGCUGCCAGUUCUCUGCUGAAUCAGCAGUACGCUGCAGCAUUGGGGUUGGGGGCAGGUUUUCACAACCUGCCUGUUCGCAGGGGCCCUAUGAUCGAGCAGGCUGUUCAGACGGCCCCAGCUGAGAACCCUGUGCAGAAGAAACCCCCCCAGCUGCAGCAGCUUGGCAGAGAGCUGGCUGGACAGUCUCAACCUCAACCUCAGCCUCAGCGUGCUGUACAGGAAGCUCCACAGAGGAGUAGUGCUGUAGACAAAAACCAGGUGCAGAAUAAUGGUGAGAAUAGAAGACCACAGAGAAGACGACAAGCAAACAGGAGGUCCAGGAACCGAGGGAAAGGACAGAACCUGGUAGGGAAUGCGAGUGCCAAGGCCUCUGGUACCAUCCAGUUUGAGGCGGACUUUGAUUUCGAAAGUGCAAAUGCCCAGUUCAUUAAAGAAGACCUUGAGAAAGAAUUGCAAAACAAGCUGAAUAUUAAAGAUGGAGAGGAAAAGGGCGACUCUGGAGUUGAGACUCAGAAUAGCGAAGAGACCGCAGAUGAGGACACCCAUGGCCCAAACUGCUACUAUGAUAAAACAAAGUCUUUCUUUGAUAAUAUUUCUUCAGAACUUCAGGCCAGAAGAAUUACAUGGGCACAAGAGAGGAAGCUGAAUGUGGAGACAUUUGGGGUCCCUGGUAGGUUUUUCCGUGGUUUCCGUGGUGGCAGGAGAGGCCGAGGGACAGUACCGAGGCUUCCCAACCCACAGAGAGUGGGCAGUGGAAGGGUGUAGCGGGAAUGGGCCAUUGAUGCUCGUCAUGGGUUUAUACUGUGGAAGCAAGUGUAGCAGAGUAAAGAUUCUACUUUGACACUUUGUGUGUUUGCCAGAUAAUCUUGUUUAAAUGUGCUACGAUUUAAGAGUGAAUUAUCCAAAAGUAUGCACUUUUUUUUGUUUUGGACAAUUGAAGAGUUUGUAAAUUAGUUUUGUUUUUUACGUGACUUUCUGGUAUGUUUACUGGAAGGAUAUAGUACUACCUUGUGAUUUGGUGGGAGGUCAAUUUUUAGUUUUAAUCUGUUUAAAAAUACUGUGUAACUAUUUCCCAAUCACAAGAUAUGGCCAAAAUGUUGGUUACCGCUACAUAUUCAGUGCCUUAUUGAAAACUUGAUGUUGACUAAUCUUUUUUCUGAGGAUUUUUUUUUUUAUCUAGUACUCAAGAUAUAUAAAAAUUGAGACUUGCAUUGGCUAUUAUCCAUCACCCUCACCCUUCCUAGAUGCAUGUGGUACAAAAUCUAUUCAGGAUUAAGUACUUCUGAGUUGCAUAAUACUCAGUCUAUGCAAAUGCACUUUUUUAUUUGUAUAAUACCUUGUAUUUUGCUUAGUUGUAAAUAUAUAUGAACUGCCCUGCUUUCUAUAAAAAUUUAAUCAAGGCACCAAAGCAAUGGAAAUUGUUAGAUGACAGACAAUCCAGUUAUGUUUGUUACCUUGAUGGGUGGGUCACAAUUCAAGCAAGUUUACAAUUGUGCUUGAAUCAGUUUUUUUUUUUUUUGUACAAAUCUAUGGAGGCUCCAAGCAAGUGACCACUCCAGACAUGAAUAAAAAUGUUUGAUUUUUGGAAUUCUGUCACAUUGCAAAUAAACCUAUUGAAAUGUA